Molecule: messenger RNA, 3751 nt
Organism: Dendrobium catenatum
Lineage: Eukaryota; Viridiplantae; Streptophyta; Magnoliopsida; Asparagales; Orchidaceae
Product: receptor-like kinase TMK4
Exons: 2
Coding region: 74-2848 (924 amino acids)
Biological process (GO): protein phosphorylation
Molecular function (GO): protein binding; protein kinase activity; ATP binding
Source: RefSeq, a predicted model, not a curated record
UCUGCGUCUUCUCCACCUCCGACGCCAAAAGAGCUCUCAGCUCCUUCUCCAGUGUGUCCGCAUUCUCUCUCAGAUGAUGAGAAAGAAAGGAGGGAGCUUUACUUCUCUCUAUCUCUUCGUCGUCGCCCUCUUACUCGCCGGAGCUUGCGUCCCCUCCAGCGCUGCAGGCGGCGAAAACGACGCCGCGGUCAUUGAAGAUCUAGUGAAGGGACUGAAGAAUGCGCCGGUGGAUUGGAAGGCGGGUUCAGAUCCGUGCUCCCCGAAAUGGAGUGGCGUUUCGUGCUCUGGCGGCCGCAUCACGGGCAUCAACCUCCGAGGUCGCGGCAUUGCUGGCACCCUACCCGCAUCCAUCUCCUCGCUCAGUGGAUUGCAAUCUCUCUUCCUCUCUGGCAACCAACUGUCCGGUCCACUUCCCUCACUUGGCGGACUCGCUGCCCUCGAAGUGAUCUCCCUCGAUUCCAACCUCUUCUCUUCCGUGCCCUCAGAUUUCUUCUCGGGCCUCUCUAGCCUCCAGAAGCUCUCCAUCAACGACAAUCCCCUCUCCCCAUGGCAACUCCCGGACUCUUUGGCUGAUUGCCCUCUCACUUCUGUCUCCGCCUCCAAUGCCUCCGUUUUCGGCCCCCUUCCGGACUUCUUCGACCGGCUUUCCUCACUCCAAUUCCUCCGCCUCUCCUACAACAACCUCUCCGGCCCACUCCCUGCUUCGCUCUCCCGAUCCCAGAUCCGCAAUUUCAUCCUCAACAACCAGCAGGGUCCCCAGCUCUCUGGUCGCAUCGACGUUAUUGGCAAGAUGAGCCAGCUCUCCCUUCUGUGGCUACAAUCCAAUGCCUUCUCGGGGCCCAUUCCCGACCUCUCCAAUCUCACUUCCCUUCAAUCCUUCAAUCUCCGCGACAACGCCCUCACCGGCGUCGUUCCCAGCUCACUCACCGCCGCCGCCUCUCUUCUAAACGUAUCAUUAUCAAACAACAAUCUGCAAGGUCCGAUGCCCAAGUUCGGUCCCACAGUCUCCGCCGACAUUGAGAAGGGAAACAACUUCUGCCUCCCGGAAGCUGCGCCUUGUGACAGCAAGGUGAUGAAGCUGCUUGCUGUGGCGGCAGGGUUCGGCUACCCUGCCCUGCUAGCGAGUUCAUGGACCGGCAAUGAUCCAUGUGGCGGCGGCAGUCGAUGGUUUGGUGUGAUUUGUGAUCAGCAGGGGAACAUUAUGACUCUCAAUUUCGCAAACCAGCAUCUUGAGGGCUUUAUUGCUCCGGAGAUUGCCAAUAUCUCUUCGCUGAAAAAUGUGAUCUUGAGCAACAAUAGUCUCACCGGCGUCAUUCCAAAUUCACUUGCCACUUUGCACCAGCUGCAACUGCUUGAUGUUUCCUAUAACCAGCUCACUGGGUCCAUACCUAGCUUUGCACCUACAGUUAGAGUGGUAAAAUCUGGCAACAACUUUGGUUCUGGUUCUUCAGGAGGAGGAGACUCUGAUAGAUCUGCAUCAGGUGUGGCGCCAGGUUCUAAUCAGUCUUCAUCUUCUCCAGAUCAUAAUGGUAAAUCCAAGUCGUCUACAGAAUUCAUUGUGGGAAUGGUAGUGCUUGUUUUAUUUAUUGCGGGUUGCUUAUUUGGUCUUGUUUACUACCUCCUUGGUUGCAAGAAGAAGCAGAAUUUUAAGAGAGUAAGAAUGGAAGCCUCUCCAGAGCGGCCAGGGCAUGCCAAGAUUGGAAUUAUGGGCUUCAAUAGUGAUGGCAAAGUUAAGAGUGAGCUUAAUACACAGAGCAGUGAUGGGAACUGUUCUGAUAUAACAGUUCGUAGCGAAAAUAGUGAGAACUUAAUGUCAAUUGAGGAUCUUUGGAAGGCAACAAAUAAUUUCAGUGAAGAUGCUAUUUUGGGCAGCGGGGGAUUUGGAGUUGUUUACAAAGGAGUUUUAAGUAAUGGAGUCAUUGUUGCUGUCAAAAGGUGUGUGCUUGAUCUGCUAAGUAUGAAAGGAAUGUCAGAGUUCAAGGCAGAAAUUAGCCUUAUUGGGAAGGCAAAGCACAGGCAUUUGGUAUCCCUUAUAGGUUAUUGUGAGCAUGAGAAAGAGAGGCUGCUAGUUUAUGAAUACAUGCCAGAGGGAACACUGGCGCAGCACUUGUUCGAUAGGGAAGGGAGCAGGUUUUGCCCUUUAACUUGGAAACAGAGAUUGACUAUAGCCCUGGAUGUGGCAAAGGCAAUGGAGUACCUCCAUAGUUUUAUGCAGGGAAGCUUCAUUCAUAGAGAUCUGAAGCCCUCAAACAUUCUGCUUGACAAGGAUUUAAGGGGCAAAGUUUCAGAUUUUGGUUUGCUCAAGCUUGCAGGAGACAAUGAGAAGUCACUGGCUACUCGGUUAGCUGGGACAUUUGGGUAUCUUGCACCGGAGUAUGCAAUAACCGGAAAGAUCACAAGAAAAAUUGAUGUUUAUGCAUUUGGUGUGAUACUCUUGGAGCUCAUGACAAGUAGAAAGGUGCUUGAUGACACUGUCCCCGACGAAGACGCCAAUUUGGUUGCUACCUUUCGCAGGAUCCAUCCCAGGGAUGUAUCUAGCUUAGACAAAUUUGUCGAUUCUUCCAUCUUUCCCAACGACGAAUCUUGCAGAAGCAUUGCCGAUGUUGCAGAGAUUGCAUAUCACUGUACCACCCGCGACCCCAACUACAGGCCUGAGAUGAGCAAUGUGGUCACCAUGUUAUCUCCCAUUGCAGACCAGUGGUCUCCUAACAAUUACGGGGAUCAUGGUGGAGAUGGCAAGUUGAGCAUAAGCCUUACCAGUAUGGUUCAUAAAUGGCAAGUGAGUGAUGAUUCUUCCUAUGUCGAUUCAUUCAGCAGUUACCAGGCAAGCACAAGUACUUUCCAUUAGAUUUACUGGGAAUAACUACCUGAACUAUGAUUUGUUCUCCCAUUGUAAAGCUUGUGGGAGAAGUGCUUGUUGCAUAUUAAGCAUUUUAGGCUUCGUUUGGGACGACUUCUUAUUGCUUCUAAAAGCAGCUUUAUAAUAAAAAAAUAAAUUUUCUUUACUAGAAAGCUGCUUCAAAAAGAAAUAAAAAAGCCGUCCCAAACGAAGUCUUAGUUAGAGCAGACCACUUGUAGAAUGGCUCGGCUUCUACUUCAGUAAGAACUGAAGGAACUGGAUUCUUUCUUUGAGUGGUUAAAGAAAGUUCUGUUGUUCUAUUUUCUGUUUUCUUUUAAAUUUUCUCAGUGGGGAAAUCAAUAUGAGAGUUCUUACCAUUCAUUUAGUUGUCUUACAUGUAUUGCUGUCUGUAAAUUCAGAACCUGAUUUGGGAAGAAUGAAAGCAACAAGAACAUUACAUUAUCUGUUCUUUUUGUCUCUCCUCUUAGAAUACAAUUGAUUUCACCUUUCAAGCUUUUGUGAAGUGAUAACUGUAUUUAAGCUCUCAAUCUUAAUGUGACAAUGGAGGAAGCUACUAAACAAGAAGAGAAUGUUGCAGCGAGGGUGCAGGAAAAAGCUAAACCUUAGAGGGUCCAAUUCGAAGAGGAAACCCAGACAAAAAUGGUGGCAGAAGUGUUCAUUGCUUGGGAAGCCAUGACUGAGGAAGCUACAGCCCACAGUCCAUGAGCAGAAGACAAAACAAUCUGACCAGAAAAUUGAGAAGGCCACUGAGCUGACCUAAUUGCUCAUCGAGAUGGUGCUGUGAGAAGAUAGUGAUGUAAUUGUGUUGCAGUGGGAUUCAGCUGGGCCUGCACCGUGAGGUAUGUUCCUUUCUUUCAUGGCUUACAUAACAAAUAUGGGCGCAAUGAAUGA